AUGACUCCCUCCCUUCUACUGUUCGCUGCCCUGGUCUUUCCCCUGGCAUCAGCGUCUCCGGUGAAGAGGCAGGCAACAAGUGGCCUGGAUGCCGACGGAGACGGACUGAUCACCUACGCUGAAGUGUCCGCUGCCAUGUCCCUACACGAGGCCCUAACAGCCCUGGACAGGGACGGCGACGGCUUCAUCUACCUGCCGCAGAUCAUCGAGCUCUGGGGAACCGGAGACAAGUUUUACGAACUGAACACCGACGGCGACGAUCACCUCACCUUCAGGGAGAUUGAGAAUGGGAUGACUCUGCAGGACUUCUACGAGCAGUUUGACUUCAACGGUGACGGGUCUCUGGACGCUGCGGAGGCUUACCAGAUGAACUUCAUCUACGACACCCUGAACGUUCCCCCGUCUGCUGACAACCCCCUGGACUCUAACGGUGAUGGCAGGAUCUCCAGGCUGGAAGUGAUUAGCCACAUGACCUACGAUGAGGUGCUGAUGGCUUUGGACGCGGACGGUAGCCAAACGCUGACGCCUGAAGAGCUGAAUAUUCUGAUGGGCGCCGCGACUGACCAGUUCAUGAACGAUCAGGACAACAACGAUGACGGGGAGAUCGACUACCAGGAGGCGCACAGCCACCGCAUGAGCCUGAUCAGGAUCUUCGGCCGACUCGACUUGGACAAUUGA
Messenger RNA from Branchiostoma floridae (Florida lancelet), 678 nucleotides. Its product is annotated as calcium-binding protein LPS1-beta-like. Gene Ontology annotation, cellular component: endoplasmic reticulum. The record is from RefSeq and is a predicted model, not a curated record. Gene Ontology annotation, molecular function: calcium ion binding. Lineage: Eukaryota; Metazoa; Chordata; Leptocardii; Amphioxiformes; Branchiostomatidae. The coding region runs from base 1 to 678 and encodes 225 amino acids. The transcript has 6 exons. Gene Ontology annotation, biological process: calcium-ion regulated exocytosis.